Messenger RNA from Anarrhichthys ocellatus (wolf-eel), 2614 nucleotides. Its product is annotated as bestrophin-3. Lineage: Eukaryota; Metazoa; Chordata; Actinopteri; Perciformes; Anarhichadidae. Gene Ontology annotation, molecular function: chloride channel activity. Bases 117 to 2036 code for a protein of 639 amino acids. The record is from RefSeq and is a predicted model, not a curated record. The transcript has 14 exons.
AAAAAACAAAUGAGGAAAGACGAAGCCGGAUGAAAAGCACCGCUGAGGAAAAACAAGACGUCUGAGAUUCUUUCUGCCGUGAUGUGACGAGAGUUUGUCCGACAGGUCGUCUCACGAUGACCGUGACGUAUUCCAGUAAAGUCGCCAACGCCACCUUCUUCAGUUUCCACCGGCUGCUGCUGCGCUGGAGAGGAAGCAUCUACAAGCUGCUGUACCGGGAGUUCAUCGUGUUCGUGGUGCUCUACACGGUGCUGAGCGUCGUCUACAGGCUCGCCCUCUUCGACCAUCAGAAGAGAUUGUUCGAGAAGCUCUCCAUGUACUGCGAUAAGUACGCAGAGCAGAUCCCCGUCACCUUCGUUCUGGGUUUCUAUGUGACUCUGGUGGUGAAUCGAUGGUGGCAUCAGUUUGUUAACAUGCCCUGGCCGGACCGGCUCAUGAUCCUCAUCUCCAGCUGCGUUCAGGGUAAAGACGAAUACGGCCGCCUGCUGCGCCGCACGCUGGUACGUUACGUUAACCUGACGUCGCUGCUCAUCUUCCGCUCCGUCAGCACCGCCGUCUGCAAACGCUUCCCCACCAUGGACCACGUGGUCGAGGCAGGUUUUAUGACUCCAGAGGAGAGGAAGGUGUUUGACGACAUCCGUUCUCCUCACCUGAAGUACUGGAUUCCCGUCGUCUGGUUCUCCAACUUGGCGUCUAAAGCUCGACAGGAAGGACGCAUCCAGGACAGCAUCGACCUGCAGAACAUUCUCAACGAGAUGAAUCGUUUCAGGACUUGGUGUUCGACUCUCUUCGGAUACGACUGGGUCGGCGUCCCGCUGGUUUACACCCAGGUCGUCACUCUCGCCGUUUACACCUUUUUCUUCGCUUGUCUGAUUGGACGUCAGUUCCUCGACCCCGCCCAGGGUUACCAUGGACACGACCUGGACCUCUACGUCCCCGUCUUCACGCUGCUGCAGUUCUUCUUCUACUCCGGCUGGCUGAAGGUAGCGGAGCAGCUGAUCAACCCGUUCGGGGAGGACGAUGACGACUUUGAAGUGAACUGGAUCAUCGACAGGAGCCUUCAGGUGUCUCUGCUGGCUGUGGAUGAGAUGCACAUGAGCCUGCCUCACAUGACCAAAGACAUGUACUGGAACGACUGCGAGGCGCGCCCGCCGUACACGCUGGCUGCUGCCGACUACUGCAUCCCGUCAUUCCUCGGCUCCACCACCGACAUGGGACUGUCUGACAUCCUGCAGUUCGACGAGGCUGAUGUUAGCGAUGGUCAUCCACGGCAACAGGAGACUGUUUUGGCUUGGCGCCAAGAAUCUGUUCUGGGUCGAGUCCGGCGGCUGCUGAGUGUUCAGGAUCCUCCUGAACUCCGACCUCCUCGACCCAUCUUCAAGCGACAUAGCAGUGACGCAACAGGAAGCUUCUUCCCAGACUUCAGGGUCAAUCCGAGUCCAGAGGACAUGGGUCUGGACACCCUAUCCACCUUAAGGGAGGUAAGCAGCAACCCUCCAUCUCCUGAAAGCCCACCCUCUACUGUUUUCCCCCGACUCGUCGUCAGUCCGCCGUUGUCCGGUGGCGGCUGUCACAACAUGGAAUCUUCUGGCAACGGUGAAGCGGCAAGAUCCCAAAAUGGACUGGAUCCUUCCCCCUCUGAGGAGGCACCGGGCUUGGAUACCUCGAGGACCAGCUCCACAGUUUGUUGUUCCCCAACCCAGUUGGGACCCAAGGAAUUCCGUUGGACAAAUCGCCCACCGACCCGGCCACGGGGCCGCCAGUUCUCCCUCCAGUUCUCAAGGCAGUCAUCGAAAGCGUCGGUCCGAAGCCUGCCGAGCCCCAAGGCUUUGGGAAGGCGGAGACGAGGCCUGGCUCGAUUCCAAACCCGACGAUCACCCGGUCCACCUACCAACACACUGCAGCUACCCGACCCUGAGUACGACCAAGACUUCCAGGGAGUGGCAGGGACCGAGGAUGACGAGAAGGAAGGAACCAACGACAGUGAAGCGAACAAAAACGAUGACUCCCAAUCGCAGAGCUCGGAGAACAAAUGAGGGCCACUCACAAAGUAACAUGAUACUACGAAUCUCAGAGCUGGUAAUGAGAUUUCACCGCAAGAAAAGUCACAAGAAGACAGCUGCUUAUAAAUCUCCAACCUCAGAAGGGAUGUUUUGAAACCUGAGUCACUGGAGACCAACCGUCACACUAAAGAACGCAAAAGAAUCCUAAUACUGGUGAUCAACUUUUAAGCUCAGGAAAUGAGCAACUUGGGCUAAAAUUGGAAGACCAAACAACCUGAGCUUGAUUGGCUCAAACACCUGCCAUUUAAAAAAAAAGCCUUUUUCAUGCCUUAAUAUUUUGUUAAUUCUCGACACACACCGGAAGACGUGAAAUUAGUCACCAAGACCUGAACCUGAUGUGGGGAAAAAUUGUGUUGACUGUCAAAAGUUGGGGUGUUUUCCCAUUCACUUCAAUACAUUUAGCGGUUUUGUUGGAUGCCAUCUGGUGGCUAUUAGAGGAACUGCAGCUAAACACACUUCAGUUUUGGAUCCACGCAACUGUGGUGACUGCUGAUUAGAUAAAAUACUCAGGAUUACUGACUCCACUUAAAAGGUCCUUUCAUGGCACAAAA